This is a messenger RNA of Labrus mixtus (cuckoo wrasse), 2766 nucleotides long. RefSeq names its product FKBP prolyl isomerase 4 (gene fkbp4). The transcript has 11 exons. Gene Ontology annotation, molecular function: protein binding; peptidyl-prolyl cis-trans isomerase activity. The record is from RefSeq and is a predicted model, not a curated record. NCBI's taxonomy places the organism in Eukaryota, Metazoa, Chordata, Actinopteri, Labriformes, Labridae. The coding region runs from base 274 to 1575 and encodes 433 amino acids.
UUAAAGCGCUUGUCAGAUGUGAGUCUGCAAGACAACGUGGACCCGGAUUCAAGCUUUUACAAGGAGGCACACAUCACAGCUUUAAUACAAAGUGUUAGUUGCGCAGACGCGUAGCAAGGUCUCUGCGCGGCCAGCUGGAAGCUUCGGCGGGUGUUUUUCACAAGCUGCAAUCGCGUGUUUUUUUUUGAGAAGUAGGUAGCUUAGCUUUAGCCGCCACUACUGUUAGCCUGUGAGCUGCAGAGCAGGUCAGAGUAGGAGGGAGGAAUCCGCUUCAUGGCAAUGACUGCAGAGGAGCAGACAGGUGAAGGACAACACACCAUCCCGAUGGAGGGAGAGGACAUCACGCAGAAGAAAGAUGGGGGUGUUUUGAAGCUGGUGAAAAGGGAAGGCACUGGCACAGAGCUGCCUAUGACCGGUGACAAAGUGUUUGUCCAUUACGUGGGCACGCUUCUGGAUGGCACUCAUUUCGACUCGAGCAGAGACCGAGGAGAGAAGUUUUCCUUUGAGUUGGGCAAAGGUCAAGUGAUAAAGGCGUGGGACAUCGGCGUAGCCACCAUGAAAAUCGGAGAGUUGUGCCAGCUCAUAUGUAAGCCAGAGUAUGCUUAUGGAUCUGCAGGGAGCCCACCCAAGAUACCCCCCAGUGCCACUCUUGUUUUUGAGGUUGAACUAUUUGAAUUUCGGGGUGAGGACAUAACUGAGGGUGAGGAUGGAGGAAUUAUCCGCCGCAUUAUUACUAAAGGGCAAGGAUAUUCAAAGCCUAAUGAAGGAGCUGCUGUUGAAGUUACUGUGGAGGGGUCCUGCGAGGGCCGUGUGUUUGAUGAGAGAGAAUUAAAGUUUGAGAUUGGGGAUGGAGAGAGUCAGGGCUUGCCAGUCGGUGUGGAGAAAGCGAUCAUGGCUAUGGAGGAGGGGGAGGAGGCGUUCUUCAUCAUGAAGCCCAAGUAUGGCUUUGGGAAUACAGGAAAUGCCAAGUAUAACAUUCCUGGCGGAGCAACGCUGCAGUACAAGAUCAAGCUGACAGCCUUUGAAAAGGCUAAGGAGUCGUGGGAGAUGAACACAGUAGAGAAACUGGAACAGAGCGUUAUUGUCAAAGAGAAGGGAACACAGUAUUUCAAGGAGGGAAAAUACAAGCACGCGUCAGUGCAGUACAAACGGAUCGUCUCAUGGCUGGAACAUGAGGCUGGUUUGUCAGAGGAGGAUGAGAAGAAAGGGAAGGCUCUGCGGCUGGCUGCGCAUCUCAACCUGGCCAUGUGCUUCCUCAAACUUCAGGAGCCAAACCAAGCCCUGGAGAGCUGUGACAAGGCUCUGGAGUUGGAUGAAUCCAAUGAGAAGGCUUUGUUCCGGAGGGGAGAGGCACUGUUUGGUAUGAAGGAGUUCGACAGGGCAAGAGAUGACUUCCAACAAGUCGUCCAGCUGUAUCCUGCCAACAAGGCUGCCAAGACCCAGGUUGUUUUUUGUCAAAAGCGCAUCAAGGAGCAGCAUGAGAAGGACAAACGCAUCUACGCAAACAUGUUCGAAAAAUUCGCAGAGAGGGAUUCUAAGGUGAAAGAAAGAAGCGGAGAGGGGGAAGCCUGCUAAUAAGGAGGACAGGGAUGAAGAGAUGGAGAUUGAGAACGGAGAAAAAGAAGUUGCGAGUGAAACGAAGGUUUAGGCGAUGAUGUGACCGUUAUGGUUCAUCUGUACUUAAGACUUUUGUAACUUCAGCAAUUUGUGGGAAAAAAAAAAAAAAUUAUGUGGGUGUGUGUGUGUGUAUGCAUAUGUGAAGAGGAGUAUGAGUGUGUGAGUAUGAGCAUGUUAACGCAAGCACUGACUUUGGGGCACGUCUUCUCUGGCUUUCUUUGUGUCCAAGCUGUUUGCUGUGGCUACUCGCCGGAUGGGUGGGGCUUUCUCCGGCUUGAUGGCACUGUGGGUCGAGGUUUAAACAAAAAAAAAAAAAAAAAAGUGUAACACCACCGUCAACCCUUUCAACCCACAGCUUUGAACUGUGCAUGUGUUUUCACAGCAUUUUGGGAAGGAAAAAAAAAAAAAAAGUGCAUCCAAGUGUUAAGUGCGAAAUGUCAAAUCCCCACCCGUUAAGGGCUAGACCAUUCACAUUGCACUACCCUCUGUCCUAUACCCCCCCUCCUCACACCUUUAUGCUCUCCAUCCGACCCUCCUCUCAUGGGCCUACUGAUCAAUUUCCGGAGGUGUGAUGGUUGUGUGCAUAGAUGUGAUGUGUGUGAGUGUCCCAAAGUACGUAUGUAGCAGCACUGUGGACAGGUGGAGAAAUAAAGACUAUAGCCUUUAAUAGCUAGUCGGACUUGAAUCUUCUCUAAAGACGGAGCUCCCCUUUUAGCCCCCCCCCCCCCAGAGUUCAACAGGACUGUUCACCAUUGCUUCGGAAAUAUUGACUUUGUAUUUUUUUCCAGUGUUGUGCUUGUGAUUUCUGUACUGUUCUUUUAAGUAAUGGAUUCAACCAAUUACAUAACUGGAAUAUAUGUGUUUUUUAAAGCAGCUACAAAUGACAUGAAUUAGAUUCUUCACACACUUAAGUAAUGGAAAGUUUAAAUAUUAGUCUUAAUUUACUGUCAAGAUGACAUGUAUGGAAAUAUGCUGUUCUGGCUCAUCAGUUUCAGGCUGUUUAAGACGGUACACCACAGGACGACGGCAGCCCAGUUUAUUUGAGUCGGGGGGAAGGUUGUGUUGAGUUUUAUCUUUUUUUCCGGUUGGACAUGUCACUGUUUGUUCUACCCUGACGGAAAGAUACAAUAAAAUAUAGCUACAACUUGA